This is a messenger RNA of Cryptotermes secundus, 2550 nucleotides long. RefSeq names its product protein takeout. The transcript is spliced from 6 exons. The coding region runs from base 1280 to 2134 and encodes 284 amino acids. The record is from RefSeq and is a predicted model, not a curated record. Lineage: Eukaryota; Metazoa; Arthropoda; Insecta; Blattodea; Kalotermitidae.
AAAUGUUCUCUCUUCUUGUUUCCACUGCAGAAUCUGGUUACAGUCACACAGCCACUGUAUACACUGACUGCUUGCAAUCUGUCAGGCACACCCUCAACAGUCUGUGCGCGAUGUGCUUCCGUGCACAGUAACAUGAACGCCAGAGUUCUGCACUUUAUAUCCGUCCUGUUUCCCUGCCGCCAACAGAAUGUUUCUGGCCAACAAAACUUCCCUUCAAGAACACCGUCUCCUCGGAAGUGGCGCCGUACAGUUUGGUAACCGCGACCCACCCCACCUUGCUCGACGCCGUGGCAACGUCAAAUUUUACCAGUUUUUUCAAGGCUUUCACUUUCACUACAGGAGCAGUGUGCCAUUUAGCACGAAUGGGAGACACGAGAAAUGCGUACAAAAUACUGGUCGGAAACCCAAAAGUGAAGUGACCACUUGGAACACACUUGGUAACAAGACAGUGUUAAUGGGACGGUGUGUGAUGUUGAGGAUUGGAUUCAAGUGGCCCACAUGGAAGUGUCUUCCAUAAAACGGUGGGGGCCGAACGUAGCGCUCAGUUAGUGGCAAUCCGGUACCGCAGUCCGGCGGUCCUGAUUCCAUACCUCGGCGCGUGUAUCGGCUACUCCGCCUGAGUUUCCGUCGAAUUCGUCAGGUCCUCCAUACAAACUCCGCUCAGGCCACGACCGCUUCCUUCCACAUGCUUUCCAAUUCAUUAUUCACUGAAGAAGUGAUGAACCGAAGCUUGUAACUGAUCGAGCGCCUGUUGCCGCGCAAAUAAACAUGAAUAUAUACAUAAGUUGUUGUUCUACAGCCUCUGACGUGCCCUUGGGGAUGUGAAGUCGUGGGUUUAUCUGGUAAUUAUUUCACGCGGCUGGAGCAGCCCUGCUCUGCUCCUCUCCCAACAUCUCUGCUUCUGGAGAGCGACGGGCAGAACAUUUCACAUUGUUCUCAUUACCCAACGGUCGGCUCAGAGCCCAGCCUGAUCCUUUAGUUGCCCAAAUCGGUAACAUUUUGGUGCCCUCCGCUUGGAGAGGGUACCCCACAAGGCCCUAAGUGGGGCUGAUCUUCUGACUGUGAUUUGGAUUUGCAUUCUGACCUGGUGAUGGAGGCUGCAAGUUCCUCCGACACGUUGUAACGUAUGCACAAGAAUGCACGGCGUCAUUCCCCAGAACACAGUAAUAUUCUAAACAAGACUGAACUGACGUUUUUGUUGCAUUUAAAUAAUCUUCAUAUGUAACGAAAUCUUGGCGUUCGAAAUGCGUUUUUGCAUGCGUAACAAGCACGCAGUGACAUGUCACAGCGUCAUACAAGAUUCCGCGAGGUCGCAACCUACUCAAGGUCACAUUUCCAGCCCUAUAUAAGUGACAGACGCUGCUUCAGUCCUGCACAGUUCAGAGGAACAAACAUGUCAACGCUGAGCGUCGUCUUCGCAGUGUGCAUUGUGGUCUUCCAGACCAAGGCCCUCAAACUGCCCGACUAUAUAACUCCGUGCUCCAGGAAGGACCCGCAUUUGAACGAGUGCGCCUUGAAACACGGAAGAGAGGCCAUCCCAAGGGUCAUCAAAGGAGACCCGAAAUAUGGAAUUCCUGUCCUGGAUCCAAUGUAUAUACCGGAAGUGUCCAUCCAGGAAUCUGGAAUUAAAAUCACAGGGAGAGAGAUCGUCAUAGAGGGAGCCAGAAACGCCAUUCUGGAAGAUUUCAGGGUGGACUUCGACAAGCUGAUCGUCAGCAUCCAGUUCAUGGCGCCGCAGUUAGACUUCAGAGGAAAGUACGAGCUGUCGGGCAAGCUGGUGUCCCUGCCGAUAGUCGGGAAGGGCGACUACAACGCGACUUUAGGCAACCUCACGGCGAAAUACACAACACAGUGCAAUCUGACCAAGCAGGGCGACGGGCGGACGUACCUGAGCCCACAAGAUUACGACCUGGAAUUCGACCCGAAGACAGCAUCAAUGUACUUCGGGAAUCUGUUUAACGGCAACAAGUUGCUAGGUGACGCCAUGAACAGCUUCAUUGCAGAGAACUGGCGCCUAGUCCUCGAUCAGAUCGGCAAGCCGGCGUACAGAGCCCUGGGCAUGAUCGUCCACCAGAUCCUGGUACAAGUGGCGCACAAAGUGCCUUACGAUGAGCUGUUCUCCGACACAGACUGAAAUGUUCUCUCUUCUUGUUUCCACUGCAGAAUCUGGUUACAGUCACACAGCCACUGUAUACAGACUGCUUGCAAUCUGUCAGGCACACCCUCAACAGUCUGUGCGCGAUGUGCUUCCGUGCACAGUAACAUGAACGCCAGAGUUCUGCACUUUAUAUCCGUCCUGUUUCCCUGCCUCCAACAGAAUGUUUCUGGCCAACAAAACUUCCCUUCAAGAACACCGUCUCCUCGGAAGUGGCGCCGUACAGUUUGGUAACCGCGACCCACCCCACCUUGCUCGACGCCGUGGCAACGUCAAAUUUUACCAGUUUUUUCAAGGCUUUCACUUUCACUACAGGAGCAGUGUGCCAUUUAGCACGAAUGGGAGACACGAGAAAUGCGUACAAAAUACUGGUCGGAAACCCAAAAGUGAAGUGA